CACCUGCCGCUGUGGCACAGAACCCAAACACGGUGCACGGCCGCUAGCUAACGGAUUGUAGUGCAGAAAGGGACACAGGCCCGGCUUUAGGAGGAUUAAUUGCUUUUAAAGUAAUAUAUAGCAUAUCUCUUUGUUGUUGCGCAGCUGUUGUGUUGUCACGGAGGGAGACCCGAGUUGUCUCGUCAUCUUUGUGAAAACUGACAAUAAGGUUAUGCCAUAAUAGUGAAGUGCCGUUCACUAGCCUAGCUUAGCUCCGCAUCGUCUCUGUACCGCAGGGCGUGAUUUAAGAGGGAAGAGGUUGGUUUGAUGAGUGUGGACACCAGACGAACGGCACCAUGAGUGCGGAGCUGGAUGCCCUGACUGUGGUGAACCAGCUGCGAGAUCUUGCUGCUGACCCUUUGAAUCGAAGAGCCAUCGUAGAAGACCAGGGCUGUCUGCCAGGUCUCAUCCUGUUUUUUGACCAUCCUAAUCCACAGGUUGUCUACUCAGCGUUAUUGGCCGUGCGCUACCUGGCAGAAUGUCGAGCCAACCGGGAGAAGAUGAAGGGCGAGCUGGGCAUGAUGCUGAGUUUGCAGAAUGUCAUGCAGAAGAGCACUUCACCUGGGGAGACCAAACUGCUGGCCUCUGAAAUCUAUGAGAUUCUGCAGUCCGCCGGUAAAGAAGAGGCCGAACAAGCCGAGGCGGCCGCCGCCUCCUGCCGACGUAAAGCCCAGUUUUUCUUGGGAUCCAAUAACAAGAGGGCCAAAACUGUAGUGCUGCACAUCGACGGGCUGGACGACUCGACCCGGAGGAGCCUGUGUGAGGAGGCUUUGCUCAAGAUUCGAGGAGUCAUCAGUUUCACCUUCCAGAUGGCCGUCAAGAGAUGUGUAGUCAGGAUCCGCUCGGACCUCAAAGCCGAGGCGCUGGGAACAGCAAUUAAUUCCACCAAAGUAAUGAAGGCUCAGCAGGUGGUGAAGACGGAGAAUGGAGGAGAGUUGAUGGUGCCAUUCCAGGAGGACUCAGCAGUGCUGGUAGAGGAAAACACAGACAUCCCGGACUACCUGCCCGAGGACGAGAGCCCGUCCCAGGAGCAGGAUAAGGCCGUCACGCGCGUGGGAUCGAUCACAGACGGCAUGGGCUGGCUCAGCACGGCCGCCAACUUCCUGACACGCUCCUUCUACUGGUGACGACCUCCCACCGUCCCCUCUCCGCGCUCCCGUCUCCUCAACGAUACAAUCCAGCUGCAGCCUUAGCUUCUCACAGCCUAGUCCUGGACUGAACCCUGCCUCACGGGCCUACAAUAGCCCAGAGUCCUUCACUCUGUGAGGCGCACAGAGCACGGCCGCGCGUGUGCAACAAGUGCUGGACUGCCGAGCGAAACCUGCAAUAACUUCAAACUGUGUGUGUGUGUGUGUGUGUGUGCGCGCGCGCGUGUGUGUGUGUGUAUAUAACGAACAACGAACCCACUGCUGGCUGUAUGUGCACAACCAUAUACUAGCUACAUGUGUAUCUCAACAGACGUAAAGAAGGGAGUUCAACAACCGAAACCAAAUAACUCGCCACUGACGUGUACGACCGUGCAGACCGAGCGCUUAACGAAGCUGGUAAAAAUGACCAGAUUCUUAUUUUGGUGCAUGAUUUUGGUGUCCGUUUUUUAUUUUUUUUUUUUUUCUCCUGCGUCAGUUGAUUUUAAUCGAUCUUCAACUUGAAAUUUUAUAAUUUCAUAAUUUUUUUUUUGCCUCUUCUUUUUCCUAAUUCCCCCUUUAUUUUUCUCCAGCAUGCUGUUAUGCUUUUGUGCCAAUUUGCCCAAUGCCUACAUCUGUGAUUAUUGUGCGUGCCUUUUUUUUUUUUUUUUUGUUUUUUUUUUGACAUUUCACCGUAAUUAUUUAUUCAUUGAUCAUCGAAUGAUUUUUGUCGCGAGCUCCGAGCAUGUUUGAUGUCUGUCCUCAGCUUUGUAAACUCGCUGAAAGGUUCAGUAGAAAUAGCAGAAAGACACCAGCAAGAGGCUGCAGCGCACUCGCCCACUGGUUCACGUGUUAGAGGACUGCGUUGAAAUCUGACAAAGCAACUUAAAAUUGGCUUGUUAGCUGAUUACUUUUUGCACAAUUCUGUAACGUGUAGAGUUGCGUUAGUUGAAUAUCUUCUUGCCUGCAACGUCAUAAUCAUGCAGUAAUAAUCCAGUGUGAGCUCUGUGUCGGCCGUGAACGGUCGGGCGGCUCCCUUCGCGGAUUGCACAGAUUUUAGGCUACCUCUGCUUUCAGCCUCCUGUCUCUCAUCAGCAUCACCGUAGUUUUAGUCAAAGCUCUAGGUCAGCAUGGGAAAGACAAAACCAGUUAGCGGCCUGCUUGUCCAGUGUUUCCCAGUGUUACAAGGAGUCUCAACGACAUUUGUACAGUAUUGUAGCCGCUCCUGAACACGUAGGUUAAAAUUCAGUUUAGCCAGCAGUGUCCUUAAAGCAUUUCCUGUCCGUUCGGUGCACAUGCAACCGCACAGAGGACUGAACUGCACGAGCAGUGUUGAUUAUGCCGUAACUAGGAUGUGGUUCAAGCUUGUAAAUGGUGCCUGGUUCCCAAAAAAACGUCACGCGUGAAGGAUGUUUUGUUCUGCUCUUUUACUGGUUUGCAUCUUAGAUCCCAAACUAGCGUACGGAAGUUGUAGCAGCUGACGCCAUGUCUCUCUGCGAGGGGUUUUUCUUUUACUUUAGUACCUAACAUCCCGUGACUCAUUCCAGGUUUUAAUUAUUGUGACAUGUGUGAGUGUCAGACAAUUAUUACACACACUGCUGACCAGGCGACCUUUAUUCCUUUGAUUGUGCGGAGACGUCACUCUUGGUUGGAGUCAAACGGAGGAAUGGCCCAGAAUAACCUGAAUAACAUGAACUGGUGCCGGUCGUCCUCUCAAAAUAGCAAUAAUCAUUUUAAAUGUUGUCAUCAUAGCUCAGCAUCAGCCAGUGAAAUAGUGUUUCUAAACAGAAAGGUGUUAUUAUUCUAGUAUUAUUUCUUUGUGUUUUGUCCAUUUCUCAGCGUUAGGAGUCCUUCUGUUGCAUCGUUUUAGGCUCAUUUUAAUAUUUGUUUUCUCAGUGCAUACUGGAAAGAAGUACUUGAACAUUGUUCAGACCCGUCCUAAUGUAUGAAUCGGUGUGUAAAUUCCCAUUACGUUUUGAUCCAUAACAUCUUGAGCGUCACACAGCAGAGGUCUUUAGACUAGAUCCUCCAAAAAAAAAAAAAGUAACUUCACAUGUACAGCGUGUCAGCAGAUGUAAAAUAAUGUAUGCAAAUC
Messenger RNA from Salarias fasciatus (jewelled blenny), 3258 nucleotides. RefSeq names its product armadillo repeat containing 1 (gene armc1). NCBI's taxonomy places the organism in Eukaryota, Metazoa, Chordata, Actinopteri, Blenniiformes, Blenniidae. The transcript has 7 exons. Bases 336 to 1166 code for a protein of 276 amino acids. The record is from RefSeq and is a predicted model, not a curated record. Gene Ontology annotation, molecular function: metal ion binding.